AUGGUGAAGUCUGCUCUUGCUUCUGGGCUCCUGCUGCCGUGGGCUACUGAUAAAAGGAGUAAUUUUGGUUUGAUGGUCAUAUUCAACCUCUGGCCGCAAGUGGUCACCACACGCCGGAGUUUCGCUGAAGUUCCGCCGGCAAAAACCGCCGUCAUUAACGGCGGUAAUGAGAGGGCUUCAGCGGCAGUUUCGUUACCGCCGUUAAAAGAGGGCUUUAGUGGCAGUUUUUUUAAAGAAGGUUUCAUUACUGCCAUUAAAGUGUCACUAGGUUACUAUGAAGUCCUAUUAUCAUUUACAUGCUUUCUCUUCCUUUUCUUCCUAUCUACCACUAUUGAUGUUGUGUUUCCAUGGAACUGGCCUCUUUUUGGGAUACUACCGACUCUUCUCUGCCACGUGCACCAGAUCCACGACUGGGCCACCGGAGUUCUAUGCGAAGCCGGAGGUACUUUUCUAAUCAAGGGCCCUUUUUUGGCUAACAUGAAUAUGUUGGUAACUGUUGAUCCAUCUAAAGUGCACUACAAAAUGAGUUCCAACUUCUUAAAUUUCCCAAAGGGUCCUAAGUUCCUCAAGAUUUUUGACUUUUUGGGAGAUGGAAUUUUCAAUUCUGAUUCAGAUUUAUGGAGAAACCAAAGAAAACUUGCUCAAUUACAGCUCAGUCACCCCCAGUUCCACCGGUUUUUGGCCAAGACCACCCAAGAUAAGGUGGAGAAAGGACUCAUCAAAGUUCUUGAACAUGUCUCCAAACAAGGCUUGGUGGUGGACUUACAAGACUUGUUCCAAAGGCUAACAUUUGACACUACUUGCAUACUUGUCACCGGGUAUGACCCCAGUUGCCUCUCUAUCGACCUCCCUCAUGUUCCCUUCUCCAAGGCCAUGGAUGAUGCGGAGGAAGCUAUCUUUAUUCGCCACAUUGUCCCCGAGAGAGUUUGGAAGUUCCAGAGGUGGGUAGGGAUUGGACAUGAGAAAAAAUUGAGAAACGCUCGUGAAUCUCUAGAUCAUAUCAUAGCGAAAUAUAUUUCCAUGAAGAGAGAUGAACUCAGUAGAGAAAUCAAAUCGAAUGACGAAGAAGGAGGUGUCGAUUUAUUAACAUCGUAUUUAAAUGAAAAAGAGAUAGAAAGUGAUGAUAAGUUCUUGAGAGACACCAUUUUAAAUUUCAUGAUUGCAGGGAGAGACACGACAAGCUCAGCUCUCACGUGGUUUUUUUGGCUCGUUUCAACUCACCCAGAUGUGGAAGAAAAGAUCAGAGAAGAACUCAAAUCGAAUAUACCAACAAAAGAAGCUAACAAAUGGAGAUUAUUCGGCGUAGAAGAGGUAAGCAAGCUAGUUUAUCUACACAAUGCACUAUGUGAAUCAUUAAGGCUAUAUCCACCAGUUCCAUUCCAACACAAAGAGCCUCGUAAGCCAGAUACACUUCCAAGUGGGCAUUGUGUUGAUCCGAAUAUGAAAAUAUUGUUCUCCCUAUAUGCAAUAGGAAGGAUGAAAUUCAUAUGGGGAGAGGAUUGCAUGGAGUUUAAACCGGAGAGAUGGUUAUCUGAGCGAGGAACGAUCAAACAUGAGCCAUCUUACAAGUUCUUGUCGUUCAAUGCGGGACCGAGGACUUGCUUGGGAAAGAAAGUAGCCUUCACUCAAUUAAAAGUGGUGGCUGCAAGUAUAAUACACAACUACCAUGUUCAAGUCGUGGAAGGACAUACCGUGGCCCCUAAUGUUUCCAUCAUUCUGUAUAUAAAGCAUGGCUUGAAGUUGAAAUGGGCCAUGGCAAAGGCCAGGCAAGUUGAGUGCCGAACACGUUUGGGCCGCGGUAGCUUGGGCUUGUCCAGAGAGGUUUUGCUUGAUUAA
This is a messenger RNA of Camellia sinensis, 1836 nucleotides long. The record is from RefSeq and is a predicted model, not a curated record. Lineage: Eukaryota; Viridiplantae; Streptophyta; Magnoliopsida; Ericales; Theaceae.